GAAGCAUCGUGGCUAACUGAUGGCCUGCGAAACCAGAGAACACGCAUUGAAAUAGUAUUGGCUGAGUUUGGCUACAUAGACCCAAAUAAAACGGCAUGGCAGUCGUUGGUGCUCCGUAAGAAAAAAUGGCGGAGAAGGACAAAGAGAGUGAGAAAUCAAACAGCAGCAGUGUUCGAGUAUGUGGGAUGCAAUUUUCUUACGACGGGCAGACUCCUCUCUUCUACGAUUUCAAUCUCGAUAUCUCACCGGGAUCUCGCUGUCUUCUCGUUGGUGCCAAUGGAUCUGGGAAGACGACGUUGUUGAAAAUUUUGGCCGGAAAGCAUAUGGUGGGAGGAAGAGACGUUGUCCGAGUGCUGAAUCGAUCAGCCUUUCAUGAUACGCAACUUGUUUGUAGUGGUGACUUGGCAUAUUUGGGAGGCUCUUGGAGUAAAACUGUUGGCUCUGCUGGAGAGAUUCCACUCCAGGGAGACUUCUCUGCAGAACAUAUGAUAUUUGGAGUCGAAGGUGCUGAUCCUGUUAGGAGAGAGAGAUUGAUUGAUCUGCUGGAUAUUGACCUGCAGUGGCGAAUGCAUAAGGUAUCUGAUGGGCAGCGGCGCAGAGUCCAAAUUUGCAUGGGUCUUCUUCACCCUUUUCAGGUUCUUUUGCUGGAUGAGGUUACAGUUGACCUAGAUGUUGUUGCUAGGCUUGAUUUACUCGACUUUUUUAAGGAAGAAUGUGACCAGAGAGGAGCUACAAUUGUAUAUGCAACCCAUAUCUUUGACGGAUUGGAGCCAUGGGCUACUCAUCUGGCAUACAUCCAAGAUGGUGAGUUGAGAAGGGCAGAGAAGUUAACAGAAGUUGAUGAGUUGAAAAGCUCGGCAAACCUUCUCUCAGUUGUUGAGUCCUGGCUUCGUACUGAGACCAAACUUGAAAAAAAGAGAAACAUCACCCGUCCAGCACAUUUUCAGAACUCCUCUUCCAUUGGUUCCUCUCCUUUUAUGUCAUCCAGGCACAUGGCAUACUACCGUUGAUCAUUCUAUUUCAGCAAUUUUCAUAUGGGAUUCAAGUAUACAAGAUAAUAAAUCAUUUUUAUAACUAUUCAGUCAUCGUUGACACACGUAUAUUUCUUAUUAUUUGAGUGUAUUUGUAUUCUGGCGGAGCUCCGUAAAGAAAGGAGUUUGCUCUGGUAAAUGGUAAACCUAGGUUUUAUGCCUUUACCAUACCAAAUCAUGUUUUAAUUUUAGCUUGUAGUCAAUUGUAACUGCUGUAUCAUCUAUGGCUUCGGGUAUAUGAAGCGACUUUCUAAACUCAA
Mangifera indica (mango) is the source of this 1291-nucleotide messenger RNA. Its product is annotated as ABC transporter I family member 19-like. Lineage: Eukaryota; Viridiplantae; Streptophyta; Magnoliopsida; Sapindales; Anacardiaceae. The record is from RefSeq and is a predicted model, not a curated record. The transcript has 6 exons. Gene Ontology annotation, molecular function: ATP hydrolysis activity; ATP binding. Bases 126 to 1010 code for a protein of 294 amino acids.